Molecule: messenger RNA, 735 nt
Organism: Malassezia globosa CBS 7966
Lineage: Eukaryota; Fungi; Basidiomycota; Malasseziomycetes; Malasseziales; Malasseziaceae
Exons: 1
Coding region: 1-735 (244 amino acids)
Source: RefSeq, a predicted model, not a curated record
AUGACACUAAUGCAACCUGUUAUGCCCCAUGUUUCUACGCCAACUCCGUUAACAUGGCAACAAGAACUUCUGACCCAGACAUGGAAGCCGAAUCGCAAGAGCGAGAAGCCCAAGUCGGCUACCGGCAGCAACCCUGCGAGAGGCAAAAGAAAAGACAAACUCCCCUCAGCUUCAAGCAAUGUAGCAGCACCGUCGUCCGCAAUGACAGCAUCAGGCACAACGCCUCCAACGCCAUCAUCCAGCGGCCUGACGUGGCAGCAAGAGCUGUUCCAACAGUCCAAUCGUCGGGGCCCGACAUAUGAUCGCGCAGAGACUGCUAAAGAUAUGGAAACAUUUGGUACGCAGGGGAGCCAGCUUUCGAAGCCUACGAAUACCAAAGUUUCGGCAGAUCGGAACAAGAGUAAGAAUGCGCCCAAAGGCAAGAACAAGAAUUUAACGAAGGUGCGAGAUUCUCAGACACCGAUGACGCCUUCGAAGAUUCCAAUUUCUACAAAAGUAUCAUCUUCAUCGUCUCCUUUGCCUGAACCGCUCGCAUACGCUGGUCCAGAGUUCCAUAAUUCUCCCUCGGCUGCAAGCCUUCCAACACCUCGCUUCACACAGAGUCGGGGCGUCGCAUCUGCAACUCAGUUGACUCCACAAACACCACCUCAGAGAUCCGAGUCCAGGCGUGAAACGGUCGAUCAUCUGCUCUCACAGAUCCUUGCAUCGACUUCCUUACCCUCUACUCAAAAGUAG